Molecule: messenger RNA, 335 nt
Organism: Dentiscutata heterogama
Lineage: Eukaryota; Fungi; Glomeromycota; Glomeromycetes; Diversisporales; Gigasporaceae
Source: the annotation of a GenBank genome assembly
CCCAAGAAAUUUCAGAAGCCUUUAAAUAUUUAAAACUACGAAUACCUUUAGAGGCAGAUGAGCUAGUUAAGUGGUUUGAAGAAACCUAUGUUCUUGGUAAAGUCCAUUCAAAAAUAGGAAGUAAUCAUAUAGGCUGGCAUCUCUGCUGGGCAACACUGGUUAGUAACAAACAUGUUAGAGCUUAUGCUAUAAUUGAAGAAAUUCAAAAAGAACAACAAAUGUUGAGGCCCAAAAUGAAUGAUUUUGAAUAUUGUGAUCUUGAAAUGUUGGGAUUCUGUCUUAGUCAGAAUUUUGACAUGGCGGUAAUUUAUCUUAGUCAGGAUUAUAUGUGUUAA